AUGCAUGGGGGGCUUAAUGCCGAGGAGAAUGUAGAAGACCUUAAAGCGAAAGUGGCACAGCCCGUCGCGAACGACGAUUCACUUUCUUCGAGCGAAGAAGAAGUUCAGCCAAAGAAAGUUGCGAAGCCGGUUUCCACUGCGAGUAAGAAGAAAACUGCCCCGGUGCCGCCACCGAGCUCCUCCGAUGACAGCUCUGAUGAGGAUCAGCCGAGUGCAACUGUAGUGAAGAAGGCAGCGGCUGCAAAAGCAAAAGCAGCUGGCAAAGGAAUAGCUGCGAAGGCUCAGUCGCAGGCUCAGGACUCCUCCGAAUCAAGCUCGUCAGAAGAUGAUACACCGGCUGCAAAAAAGGGGAAAGGCGCAGUGACUAAGCCGGCGUUGCCCCAAAAAGCCGUUGCUCAGAGUUCUGAUUCAGAGGAUUCGUCUGAAAAUGAGCCACCAGCAAAGAAGCCAGCGCAGAAAGUAAAGGCUGGGGUCCCACAAAAGAAAAUCGCGCCGCCAAAUGACUCCGGGUCUGACGACACAUCCUCAGAAGAUGAGAAGCCCGCCCCGAAGAAGGCACAACCCAAGGCCAAGGCGGCCCCUGCUCAGAAAAAGGCUGCAGUGUUGCAGGAUUCUGAUUCAGACGAGUCCUCCUCUGAUGACGGGUUUCAGGCAAAAAAACCAGCACCAAAGGCGAAGGAGGCACCUCCACAGAAGAAACCAGCAGCGCCAAAGGACUCUGACUCGGAUGAGUCAUCCGAAGACGAACCACCCCAAGCGAAGAAGCCAGCAGCCAAAGGUAAGACGGCAGUAGCAGCACCUCAGAAGAAAGCAGCGCCUCCCCAGGAUUCCGACUCAGACGAGACAUCGUCUGACGACGAGCCGCCCGCCAAACCGGCGGCGCCGAAGGCUAAGGCUUCCGCGCCACCGAAGAAGACAGCAGCAACAACGGAGGACUCGGGUUCAGACGAAUCUGAUUCAGAGGAGAGCUCCUCUGACUAUGAGGCGCCAACGGGAAAGAAACCAGCAGCUAAGGCCAAGGCAGCGCCUACGAAGAAAGUGGCUGCAGCGCCUGAUAGCUCCGAUAGUUCCUCAUCUGACGAAGAACCCCAAGCUAAGAAAGCAGCACCUAAGGCCAAGGCAGGCCCGCCACAGAAGAAGCCGACUGUUGCAAAGAAUUCUGAUUCAGAUGAGUCCUCAUCUGAAGACGAUGGGCCCCCGGCGAAAAAGCCAGCAGCUAAGGGCAAGGCGACAGCAGGUCCCAAGAAAGCAGCAGCGGCGCAGGACUCUGACUCUGACGACUCGUCUUCUGAAGAGGAAGCUACCGAGAAGAAGCCUGCAGCUAAGGCUAAGGUUGCAGCGCCGCUGAAAAAGGCAGUGGCUGGUGAUUCCGAUUCAGGGUCGUCGGAGGAGGAGGCAGAAAAGCAGCCACCUAAAAAAGCUGCAAACAAGAAAGGGAAGGCUGCAGACAUGGAGAUGGAGAUUGAUGGUAGUAGCUCAAAGAAGAGAAAGCAGGGGCAGGACCACCAACAGGCCCCGAAAAAGAAGCUGCAACUCACUGAUCAGUCCGCUGCCGCCCGUAUGCGUAGUGAGAUCUUUUGCGGUGGCCUUCCGUACUCCGUUACAGAGGAACAGCUGAAGGAGUUAUUUGAGGCGGAUUGUGGGCCGACAACUCGCAUAAAAAUUUUGGAGGGGAAGGGAAUUGCUUUCAUCACAUUUGAAUCCGAGGAGGGCGCUGCGAAGGCUGUAGAGUUCAACCAGACAGAGUAUGAAGGCCGCACAUUGCGGAUUAAUCUUUCAGCUGACAGGCAGCAGGGUGAUAGGGGCAAAGGUGACGGGAAAGGCACCUCUCCUAGGGAAGACAAGAUCAAGGCGGAACCUUGUAAUCAAAUCGUCCUGAGAAACCUGAGCUUUGAUACUACUGAAGAGACCAUCAGGGAAACUUUUGGCGACUGUGGGGAGAUUCGAGCAGUGCGUAUCCCAGUCUUCGAAGACAGUGGGAAGCCUCGUGGGCAAGCCUUCUUGGAGUUUGACUCUGUGGAGUCUGCCACGAAGGCACUUGAGUACAACAAUACAGAGCUGGACGGUAGAACAAUUUGGGUAGCGUAUGCCCUGCCCAGAGGCUCAGGCGGUGAUAGGGGUGGCAGAGGCGGACGUGGGGGCCGCGGCGGUGCGGGUGGCGGUGGUAGGGGAGGGGGACGAGGUGGUGGCCGUGGGGGGUUCCGAGGAGGUCGGGGGGGCGGUGCCUCUGCGGUGAAGGCUGCAAACGCGGGGAACGUGCAAGAGUUUCAGGGGAAGAAGAUGACGUUUGACGACAGCGACUGA
Molecule: messenger RNA, 2304 nt
Organism: Eimeria necatrix
Lineage: Eukaryota; Apicomplexa; Conoidasida; Eucoccidiorida; Eimeriidae
Product: nucleolar phosphoprotein nucleolin, putative
Exons: 6
Coding region: 1-2304 (767 amino acids)
Cellular component (GO): nucleus; cytoplasm; ribonucleoprotein complex
Molecular function (GO): mRNA binding
Source: RefSeq, a predicted model, not a curated record